UCGAGGUUGCAGCAGGCAGAGGGAGACGGUGGAAGGUAAAGCAGGGAGGCAGCAUCAUGGCGGACAGAGACAGUGGCAGUGACCACGGAGGGCCCACCGCAGGCCCCGGCUCGCUGCCCCCGGGUGCGAUGGGCGCCAUGUCCCGGCUGCAGCACGACACCGAGGAGCUCGCCUCCAAGCGCGUCGACAUCCAGAACAAGCGCUUCUACCUUGACGUGAAGCAGAAUGUGAAAGGCCGCUUCCUAAAGAUAGCCGAGGUCGGAGCUGGGGGAAACAAGAGCCGCCUCACUCUCUCCAUGUCGGUGGCCGUGGAGUUCCGCGAUUAUCUCGGGGACUUUAUCGAACAUUACGCCCAGCUGGGCCCGACCAACCCGGACAUGGUGCAGGAUGAGCCCCGGCGGGCGCUCAAGAGCGAAUUCCUGGUGCGGGAGAAUCGGAAAUAUUACAUGGAUCUGAAAGAGAACCAGAGGGGGCGGUUCCUGAGGAUCCGACAGACCGUUAAUCGGGGGCCCGGAUUGGGAAGCGCGCAAGGCCAGACCAUCGCUCUGCCGGCGCAGGGUCUCAUCGAGUUCCGCGACGCUUUGGCCAAACUCAUUGACGACUACGGCGUGGACGAGGAGCCGGCGGAGCUCCCGGAGGGCACCUCGCUCACGGUCGACAACAAGCGCUUCUUCUUUGACGUGGGCUCCAAUAAGUACGGGGUCUUCAUGCGGGUCAGCGAGGUGAAGCCCACGUACCGGAACUCCAUUACGGUUCCGUGCAAAGUGUGGUCCAAAUUCGGGAACACCUUCUGUAAAUACGCGGAGGAGAUGAGGAAGAUCCAGGAGAGGAGUAGAGAGAAACGGGCCUCGGAACUGCUACCUGAGGGCCCGCACGGCGGAGACGACGGCGACGAUGACUGACGCGGAUUUUAGAGCCGAAGUGAAACAGCAAAGACAAAACUGAACUCUGAGAGAAAACCAGACUUUUAACUGUAAAAUAGGAAGAGAAUUUCCAAGGGAAUCACCCCACACACACAACCUCCACAGACAUGGCAGCACCUCUGCUGUCUCCUCGCUCAUUUUACUGGAUGUCACUCCACUUACCACCCAUGUAACAGUAAGCCGCUGCUAUCAAGGAUUGAACUGUAAGAUAUGAACUGUUUCCUACUUGAUUUAAAUGACAAUGAACAGAGUGUUUAUAUCUCUAUCAAACGACAGAUUUUGCACACAUCAAAGCUAUUUCGAAAAAAAGAGAGAAAUGUUUAAAUGUUUUCAAACUGGUCAUAUGCUAAGAUUUAAUCAAACAUAAAACCAGAGGUCUACUAUAUAAAAUGACAGUCUUCAUGUAGAACGAAUAUUUGACAUCAGCACAAAGAGAAUAUAUUAUGGACUUUAUGAAACCAAAAUCUGAUACCAGAUGUAUAGUUUAUUAUAAAGGUACGCAGAAUAAAUAUGAAAGCGCUCUAAAAGUGUAUGAAUUGCAGAACGCAGCACUGCAGGCCUGUAAACACCUGUCAGCAUGCGUGUAGGCUCAUGUUUUGAAAAGAAGUUUGGCAAAGUAGGCUGUAGUCUUUAAUUUGACCUAAAACCCAGUAGGCUAAUGAAAGCGUUUCCAUCAUGCCAUUAUGGAAAUGCUGAGAAUCAAAAGUAAAUAGCCUAUUUUGUGCGCCUCAAACAACUGGGACAAAUCUAUCUCUGAGCUACUAUAUUGAAUAUCAACCCUCUUGCACCAUGUCCAUAUAAACUUAAAUGAAAAAAGUGCUAACUUAGAUGUACUAAUUAUGAUUUUGUGAAUCAGCUGUAAAAAAAAAUCCUUAUUAAGACGCCCACGUUUUCUGUGGGUUACGUUAUUUCUUUCUGUUACUUUGUUGUUUU
Messenger RNA from Chelmon rostratus (copperband butterflyfish), 1856 nucleotides. RefSeq names its product purine-rich element binding protein Ab (gene purab). Gene Ontology annotation, molecular function: purine-rich negative regulatory element binding; RNA polymerase II transcription regulatory region sequence-specific DNA binding; DNA-binding transcription factor activity, RNA polymerase II-specific. Gene Ontology annotation, cellular component: nucleus. Gene Ontology annotation, biological process: regulation of transcription by RNA polymerase II. The coding region runs from base 57 to 902 and encodes 281 amino acids. NCBI's taxonomy places the organism in Eukaryota, Metazoa, Chordata, Actinopteri, Chaetodontiformes, Chaetodontidae. The record is from RefSeq and is a predicted model, not a curated record. The transcript has a single exon.